AUGGGAAAGUCUAAUCAGUCUUUUGUGACAGAAUUUGUGCUGCUGGGGCUUUCUGGCUACCCAGAGCUAGAGGCCAUUUACUUUGUGCUGGUCCUGUGUAUGUAUUUGGUGAUCCUACUGGGAAAUGGAGUCAUCAUCAUUGUGAGUGUUUAUGACACCCACUUGCACACCCCCAUGUACUUUUUCCUCAGUAACUUAUCAUUCUUGGACAUCUGCUAUACUAGUUCAUCUAUCCCACUAUUUCUCAGCAGCUUCUUAACUUCAAAGAAAACGAUUUCCUUCUCUGGAUGCGGAGUGCAAAUGUUUCUCUCUUUUGCUAUGGGAGCAACGGAGUGUGUCCUUCUAAGUAUGAUGGCGUUUGACUGCUAUGUGGCCAUCUGUAGCCCUCUACGAUACCCUAUCAUCAUGAACAAAUCUGCAUAUGUGUCCAUGGCUGCUGGGUCCUGGAUUGCAGGAGGCAUCAAUUCUGUGUUGCAAACGUCCCUUGCAAUGAGGCUUCCUUUCUGUGGGGAUAACGUCAUUAAUCAUUUUACUUGUGAAAUCUUGGCUGUCUUAAAAUUGGCCUGUGCUAAUAUCUCCAUAAAUAUUAUUAGCAUGGUUGUUGCUAACAUGAUUUUUCUUGUAGGGCCAGUACUUUUUGUUGUUGUUUCGUAUGUUUUUAUUCUCUCCACCAUUCUGAGAAUUCCUUCUGCAGAAGGAAGGCGUAAAGCCUUCUCCACCUGCUCUGCCCACCUAACGGUGGUGAUUAUAUUCUACGGAACCAUCCUUUUCAUGUAUGCAAACCCCAAGACUAAAGACUCUUCUGGUGCAGACAAAGAACAAGUCACAGACAAAAUCAUCUCCCUCUUCUAUGGAGUGGUGACACCUAUGCUUAAUCCUCUCAUCUAUAGUUUGAGGAACAAAGAUGUGAAGGCAGCAGUGAAGAGUAUACUGUGUCAAAAACACUGCUCAGAAAGAAUGUGA
Molecule: messenger RNA, 963 nt
Organism: Saimiri boliviensis boliviensis (Bolivian squirrel monkey)
Lineage: Eukaryota; Metazoa; Chordata; Mammalia; Primates; Cebidae
Source: RefSeq, a predicted model, not a curated record